Messenger RNA from Fusarium venenatum, 1266 nucleotides. RefSeq lists its product as uncharacterized. The record is from RefSeq and is a predicted model, not a curated record. Lineage: Eukaryota; Fungi; Ascomycota; Sordariomycetes; Hypocreales; Nectriaceae. Gene Ontology annotation, cellular component: oxoglutarate dehydrogenase complex; mitochondrion. Gene Ontology annotation, biological process: tricarboxylic acid cycle. Gene Ontology annotation, molecular function: dihydrolipoyllysine-residue succinyltransferase activity.
AUGCUGUCAAGAAGUAUAGCUACCGCCAGCCGUAUGGUGCCCGCUCGGGUGCUGAGGCCCCGUGCGCACCCUCUUGUCAUGCUUCCUUCCAUGAUGCAGACCGUUCGUACCUACGCCGAUUCCGUCAUCAAGGUCCCCCAGAUGGCCGAGUCCAUUUCUGAGGGUACCCUUAAACAGUUCUCCAAGAGCGUUGGCGACUAUGUUGCCCAGGAUGAGGAGAUUGCUACAAUUGAGACCGACAAGAUUGACGUUGCCGUCAACGCUACCGAGGCCGGCACUAUUAAGGAGUUCCUUGUCGCGGAGGAGGACACCGUUACUGUCGGCCAGGAUCUCGUUCGCAUCGAGCUUGGUGGUGAGCCAUCUGGCGACAAGAAGGAUGCCCCUAAGGAAGAACCUACGAAGUCCGAGUCCGAGUCAAAACCUACGCCUAAGCAAGAGUCUGCCCCCGAGCCUAAGAAGGAGGCCGCUCCCGCUCCCAGCAAGCCCGAGGCUCCCCGACAGCCCGAGAAGAAGCAGUCAAAGUCCGAAUCCUCCACCUCAAGCGGUCCCUCUAUGGGUAACCGCGAAGAGCGUCGCGUCAAGAUGAACCGCAUGCGCCUCCGAAUUGCCGAGCGUCUCAAGCAAUCUCAGAACACCGCUGCUUCCCUCACCACCUUCAACGAGGUCGACAUGUCCAACAUCAUGGAGUUCCGCAAGCUUUACAAGGAGGACGUCCUCAAGAAGACCGGUGUCAAGCUUGGUUUUAUGAGCGCCUUCUCCCGAGCUUGCGUUCUUGCCAUGCGCGACCUACCUGCCGUCAACGCCUCCAUCGAGGGACCCAACGGCGGUGAUACCAUCGUCUAUCGCGACUACGUCGACAUCAGUGUUGCCGUCGCCACUGAGAAGGGCCUCGUGACUCCCGUUGUACGAAAUGUUGAGUCGAUGGACAUGAUUGGCAUUGAGCAAUCGAUUGCCGAUAUGGGCAAGAAGGCGCGUGACAACAAGCUCACUAUCGAGGAUAUGGCCGGCGGCACCUUCACCAUCAGCAACGGUGGUGUGUUUGGCUCACUCAUGGGCACCCCCAUCAUCAACCUUCCCCAGAGCGCCGUCCUUGGUCUCCAUGCCAUCAAGGAGCGCCCCGUUGCUAUCAACGGCAAAAUCGAGAUUCGACCCAUGAUGUACCUUGCCCUCACCUAUGACCACCGCCUGCUGGACGGCCGGGAGGCCGUACAAUUCCUUGUCAAGGUGAAGGAGUAUAUCGAGGAUCCCCGAAGGAUGCUCUUGUAA